This is a messenger RNA of Medicago truncatula (barrel medic), 2113 nucleotides long. RefSeq names its product probable serine/threonine-protein kinase PBL1. Lineage: Eukaryota; Viridiplantae; Streptophyta; Magnoliopsida; Fabales; Fabaceae. Gene Ontology annotation, biological process: protein phosphorylation. Bases 276 to 1916 code for a protein of 546 amino acids. The record is from RefSeq and is a predicted model, not a curated record. The transcript is spliced from 5 exons. Gene Ontology annotation, molecular function: protein kinase activity; ATP binding.
GAAUUCAAUAAAUUUUGGUAUUGUUUAGGUUUGACCACUGCUCAUUGUGUUCCAUUUUCUCUCUCUUAAAUCUCAAUAUUCUUCAUUCUUCAUUUUCUCUCUCUAAAAUCUUCAUCACUUCAUAGUUUUUUCCAAUUUGCUUUCUUUGACUCACAAGGGGUUGAAUUCAAAUCACACAAAGUUUCAUUUUUUUUACCAAUUUCUGUGUUGCAUGAGCUUCCAUUUCUUCUCCAGAGAUAAACAAUUCUCGAAAACAACCUAGUUCUGUACAAAGGAUGGGGUGUUUCACUGUAUUGAAGAGCAAGAAGAAGAAGUCUGAUUCUUUUGCCUAUGUAAAACGCAUAAGCCAUAACGAGCAUGCGCCUUCAGUACUUCCUGAACCUCAAACUCACACUCGCUCACUACAGUCUGCACCACCUAGUUUCAGGACCAGGGUGAAACCCAUUCAAUCUGUUAAUAAAGCAACUAACAAUAGAAUACGGGCAUUAUCUGCUCCAUCGACUCUUGAUGUAGCAGACCAAGAUGCUUUGGCCUCAAUUGAGUACGAAGAACAAGAAGAGUUAAAACACCGAGGAGGAGGAUCAAUGAAGGAGCCGCGUUCUUCUAGUCCACAACCUUUACCACUUCCAUCUCCUCAGGGAGGUAGUUCACUAAAGGCUAUUGGCAGCUUUAAGUUGGGGACAGCUAGUGGUCCUCUACAUGCUUCUGGACCUUUGCCGCUUCCUCCUACCGGUUCACUUCGAAACUUUCCGUAUGAGGAAGUUGCUGCUGCUUGCCACAAUUUCUCUUCUGAUCGAUGCAUGUCAGAAUGUCUUUCGUCCACCAUAUAUAAAGCUUACUUUGGUGAUGAUCCUUCAAAUUCAAAGAAGUUUGAAGCCACUGUGACACGUCUUCACCCAUCAUCUCAGGGUUUGAAGGAAUUCAUAAACGAGGUUAAUACUCUUGCAACUUUGCAACACCCAAACCUCUGUAAAUUGCUAGGAUUUCACGCACGUGAUGGAUCAGAACACAAAAUGUUGGUCUAUGAGAGGCUAUACCAUGGAAGCUUGGACCGCCUUUUGUAUGGUAGAUCUGAUGGACCAUCAAUUGAUUGGAAUACAAGAAUGAAAAUUGCAAUGUGUGCUGCCCAUGGUCUUACUUUCUUGCAUGAAGAAGGGCCUUUUCAGGCAAUGUAUAAUGAGUUCUCAACAGCCAACAUACAGAUCGACAAAGAUUUCAGUGCUAAGCUUUCUGGAUAUGGUUGUGUUGGUCAUAUUCCCGAGGAAGAGAUUUCCAGCAGUUCAUCUGCUGUUGGAAACUUAUCAAUGGAAACACUGGAGAAAGGAAUGCUGACCCCCAAAAGCAAUGUGUGGAGCUUUGGAAUUUUUCUUUUGGAGUUGCUUACCGGAAGAAAGAAUCUUGACAGCCGUCACCCCAAGGAAGAGAGGAAUUUAGUCAAAUGGAGCAAGCCUUUCCUAGCCGAUAAUUACCGUUUAUCGCUGAUCAUGGACCCUCAACUUAAAGGCCGCUAUCCUUCUAAAGCAGCAAGAACAAUAGCCGACAUUGCACAAAGAUGCCUUCAAAAGGAGCCAUCAGAUAGACCCACCAUGAGAACUGUCGUCGAGCAUCUCAAAACGAUACAGGAUUUGAAGUACUCUUGUAGGUUUCCACUGCAAGAACCAGCGCCAUUAUCUGGAAAGGAAAUGUUGAGAUCGCCAAGUCUUAAUGGUAUCAUCUGCCCUGCGCCAAGGUUGAGUUACUCUCCAUCCCGGCCAUCAGUAGCCCUGAUACCAAUUUCACCUCCAAGAUGGUCCGGGGUGCCCGUCCUUCCGCCUCGAGCUUGUUCUUCUACUCUCUCAUUGGUAGAGCUUGAUAGGCAAGAAAGCCGUAAGUCAUCAUCUUCAGCCUCUAGAAGGGCCAGUGUAGAAGGAUUUUGAAUGUCUAUAUAAAUGUUCAUUUUUUAUUUAUUUUUGUGUGGUUCAACACAAAUUUAUAGGAGAUAAAUAUGUGGUUCUUCCACCUUUAAUCCCUCUGUGUGAUGCUGAGGUGAUGUUCUUUUGUAGAUAGUGGAAAGGUUGGUGACUGGGUUCAAUUAAUACCCUACUUAUAUGAAAAUUUUAUUUAGUUUUUAGCA